Messenger RNA from Olea europaea var. sylvestris, 947 nucleotides. RefSeq names its product 60S ribosomal protein L19-1-like. Gene Ontology annotation, molecular function: structural constituent of ribosome; RNA binding. Gene Ontology annotation, biological process: translation. The record is from RefSeq and is a predicted model, not a curated record. The transcript has 5 exons. Gene Ontology annotation, cellular component: ribosome; cytosolic large ribosomal subunit. The coding region runs from base 69 to 707 and encodes 212 amino acids. NCBI's taxonomy places the organism in Eukaryota, Viridiplantae, Streptophyta, Magnoliopsida, Lamiales, Oleaceae.
CAUGUAUAAAAACCUAUUGAGGGCAUUUCGGUUUUUAACCACAUCUCGCACCGUUCAAUCGAGAGAAAAUGGUGUCGCUGAAGCUACAGAAGCGGCUCGCCGCCAGCGUACUCAAGUGCGGCAAGGGCAAAGUCUGGCUUGACCCUAAUGAAGUCGAUGAGCUCUCCAGAGCCAAUUCGCGUCAAAACAUCAGGAAGCUUGUCAAGGAUGGUUUCAUCAUUAGGAAGCCAACCAAGAUCCAUUCUCGAUCCCGUGCUCGUCGAAUGAAGGAGGCAAAGAGAAAGGGACGUCACUCUGGAUAUGGUAAGCGCAAGGGUACUAGGGAGGCAAGGCUGCCAACUAAAGUACUUUGGAUGAGGAGAAUGAGAGUGCUUAGGCGCUUGCUUCGCAAGUAUAGGGAGUCAAAGAAGAUUGACAAGCACAUGUAUCAUGACAUGUACAUGAAGGUAAAGGGUAAUGUUUUCAAAAAUAAGCGUGUUUUGAUGGAGAGCAUCCACAAAUCUAAGGCUGAGAAGGCCAGAGAAAAGACCUUGUCUGACCAAUUCGAGGCUAAGAGAGCGAAGAAUAAGGCUAGCAGGGAAAGAAAGAUAGCUAGGAGGGAGGAGCGUUUUGCUCAGGGACCAGGAGAGAAAGUAGCACCACCUGCUGCUGCAGCCCCUGCACCUUCGUCACAGGCAGCUCAGGGAGCCAAGAAGGCAAAGAAGUGAACUUUUUGACUCAGAUUUAAGGACUGGCGGAUUCCUAUCGUCUUUAUUUAUUUUUGUUUCUUUGUAUGACAAUUCAGGUUUUUUGACCUCUGUACUAAAUCUUUUCUUAGAACUACAUUAGCUAUUUCAAGUUGAAUUGACUAUUGAGAAAUCAUGAUGACAAUUGUCGUCGUAUGUUUACAAUGAUUUUUAUAAUGUUGAAAAAUUGUUGGGGGGGUUUGCCCGAGUGUCUUUAGUAUA